AUGUCAGCAGCGUCGCUGGCGGUAUUGUCGUUGUGCGCGCUCGGCGGCGCGGCGGUCGAGUGCCGGCAGCUGCCGCUCGUUACUGGAUUCGAGAAAAGCAUCAACGUCAGCGGGAGAUCCGCCGUGGCAGCUUACCCCGCUGUCACCGAGAACGAGAGCCUCGUUUACGCCGUCUGCGAUCGGACGGCGUCACUGUACACGCGCAAGUCCUGCGACGUCAGCGUGGAGACGCCUGUCUUCGUGAACGCGUCCUUCAAGGACACCUGCCCCGUCCGCUUUGCAGCCGACGAUGCCAGGCACAACGUGCUGUCGCGGCUGGUCGUGUACUCGUUUGGAGACGACAAGGUCUUGUUUUUCUGGAGGCAAGACGAUCACCGCGACAACUCGAGCCGAACGAAGCUCAGGCUGCUGAAGAUGCCGCUUUGCGAGACCGUGGACUUGCCGAUUGCCGCCAGCGGAGUGGCCUUCGUCGUAAUUUACAGGGCCAGCUUGGAAUUAGGCUUGCUCGACGAGAAAUACUGCCACUCGCGGUCCUGUAAGAUCACGUUGAACGACGACGGCCGAUUGAUCGACGGCCCAACAAAAAUUUUAAUGGACGUGGAAUUCGAGUUCAUCUACAGUCUAGCGCCGGUGUCUCAUCUCUCUCCAAACGAAGGUUUUUACGUUUCGGUUGUUCCCGGAGCGAAGGAAUCGCGACUGGAGCCGAGGCGCCGUCACCGUUUGUUCAAAGUCUACUGGGACGGCGUGGCUACCGAGCUUACGGACAUGUCCGUCGAGAAGUACAGCAGCUUUUCCAACGCGUACGGCUACUUCACCAGCUGCGAGUCGAGCGGCAACACGACGAUCAAUUGCCGCCAGUACGACGCGUCGAUGAAUCUGAAAACGAACGCCACCGUCUCGUUUUUGGAUUACGGCUUGAACCGAUGGAUGCAACCGCACAAUCUGCAGGACGGCAGCCUGCUGCUGGUCACUGGUGCCGAGAGCAGCUUCAACAGUGGACGCUACAAAAAGUUCCAGCUGAUAAUGCUGUACGUUACGAAGCAGAGACCGUUGGUGGUCGAAGGACUCAACGUCAAGUGUAAACCCAUCGGAUGUUUGCGUGUCUACGUGUUAGAAAACGACAUCGAUGAGAUUUGCUUUUACUUCGUUUGCGAUCGAGGUGACCAUCGUCGAAGCGAACUUAAAUACUCUGUCAAGUGUUUGCCGAAGACUUAUCUCAAUGUGCUCGAGCGAAGACCAGCUGUUGCAAGUUAAUUACCACGAUUGUUCGCAUUUUUAUAGUCAUUUCAAAAAUUCUUUACUCAUACCAGUGUAGCAUUAAUAAAUCUACAAAA
Phymastichus coffea is the source of this 1334-nucleotide messenger RNA. RefSeq lists its product as uncharacterized. NCBI's taxonomy places the organism in Eukaryota, Metazoa, Arthropoda, Insecta, Hymenoptera, Eulophidae. The transcript has a single exon. Bases 1 to 1254 code for a protein of 417 amino acids. The record is from RefSeq and is a predicted model, not a curated record.